UCUGAACUUUAUACUGCGCGUCAUCAGGUUCUGACAUGUGGACAAUUUCCUCGUCGAUUACUCGUUUUGUAAAUUGUGUUGAAGGAAAAGAAAUCAGUUGAGAAGUGAAGCUGAAGGUAAGGAAGAACCAUGGGUACACGGGCAGAGGAAGGGAUGCAGGCUGGGUUCAGUCUCCAGCUGGUGAUGACGCAGGGCCUAGUGAUGCCCGCCGGCAUCCUCCAUCACAUCGCCUCCAUGAAGGAGCGGACAGUCCGGGAUGAUGAUAUAUUUGUGUGCACGUACCCCAAGUCAGGCACACAUUGGGUGUGGGAAAUACUGAACAUGGUCGUGGCAGGGAAAGCAGAGUAUGCCAAACACUGGCAGAAUUCUUCAUUCUACGAGUCUAGGACGGAGGAGGACCUUGACACUCUUCCUUCUCCCAGAAUCAUAUUUACCCAUCUUACACCAGACCUACUACCACAAGACAUAUGGAACCGGAAGUGUCGUGUUGUCAACGUUCAGAGAAAUCCCAAAGACGCCGUGGUGUCCUUCUUUGUCCAACACACCAAUCAGAACUGGGUGGACAAGUCACGUGAUCCGGCCUUCGUGGGUUCCUGGGAUAACUACGCUGACGCCCACAUCAAGGGAAACGUGCCAUUUGAUUCUGUGAUGGAACACAGUCUCCGUUGGAACCGAUUUCCACAGGAACACCCAGACGUUCCAUUCCUACAAGUACAGUUUGAAGAUCUCAAGAAAGAUGCUGUGCGGGAGGUUCGGCGCCUGGCUGAGUUCAUCAACCGCCCUCUCUCUGAUGACGUGUAUGAACAAAUAGCUGAAGCGUGCAGCUUUUCUAAGUUGAAAUACGCUUCCGAAAACAUCAAAGACCAAACGUUCCACAACCGAUGGAGGGAAGGGUCAAGCGGCUACUUCAGGAAAGGUGAAUCGGGAGACUGGAAGAACUGGUUUACUGUUGCGCAGAGUGAAAGGUUCGACGAAGUGUACCAGAAAUUGUACAAUCAUCCAUUUCCUUACUGAACGUUCCACUAAUCCACGUGCAUCACGUGUCGUAGUUCAUGUUACCAUGGUUACAGUACGGAUUUGUCUCAUAUACAGACUACCAACAUUUUGUCUUAUUGACUCGCUAAGUCCCCCAAACGAGUGCGUGUUCCAGGUUUUCUGAGCCUCCGAGCCAAGAUCUAUUUCUUCUCGAUUUUUGUCGAUAUACACCAAGGUCUUUGGAGAUUUUUGCAACAACGUUUAUAUUUAUGUGUCUCACUAACGAUAAAACAGUCAUUAUCAUCAAAA
This is a messenger RNA of Haliotis rubra (blacklip abalone), 1284 nucleotides long. Its product is annotated as sulfotransferase 1C2-like. Gene Ontology annotation, biological process: sulfation. Gene Ontology annotation, molecular function: sulfotransferase activity. Gene Ontology annotation, cellular component: cytoplasm. Lineage: Eukaryota; Metazoa; Mollusca; Gastropoda; Lepetellida; Haliotidae. The coding region runs from base 130 to 1014 and encodes 294 amino acids. The transcript has 7 exons. The record is from RefSeq and is a predicted model, not a curated record.